Molecule: messenger RNA, 1078 nt
Organism: Stylophora pistillata
Lineage: Eukaryota; Metazoa; Cnidaria; Anthozoa; Scleractinia; Pocilloporidae
Product: phosphatidylinositol-3-phosphatase SAC1
Biological process (GO): phosphatidylinositol dephosphorylation
Cellular component (GO): endoplasmic reticulum
Molecular function (GO): phosphatidylinositol-4-phosphate phosphatase activity
Source: RefSeq, a predicted model, not a curated record
AUGUUUGUCAUCUCUAUCAACUCCUGUGUUAUUAAGCAGAACACAUUUGAUUUUAUCCUUAUAUCAAGAAGAAGUUGUUUCAGGGCAGGCACACGUUAUUUCAUUCGAGGGCUUGAUGCUGAAGGAAAUGCUGCAAAUUAUGUUGAAACUGAGCAGAUUACUCAGUUUGAAUCCGGAGCAUGUUCUUUUGUACAGACAAGAGGAUCCAUCCCACUGUUUUGGUCUCAGAGGCCCAACCUUAAAUACAAACCAGUACCUCUGCUAAAUCCUUCAGCUGACCAUAGAGGAGGAUUUGCUCUCCAUCUAGACAAAGAAAGAGUUUACUAUGGAGAACAUGUUUUAAUAAACCUUAUUGAUCAGAAAGGCCCAGAGAAGAUUUUAGGUGAUCGCUACACAGAGACUGUUAGUACAGUAGGGUUAACCGACAACUUCUUGAGAUAUGAGCCAUUCGAUUUCCAUAAAGAGUGCAGUAAAAUGAGAUGGGAAAGAUUGUCCAUUCUAACAGGCAAAUUAAAGGGAGAUCAGGACAAGUUUGGGUUUUUCUCUGUCCGAAGUAAAGAUGCUCAGAUUGACACUGAGCAAAAGGGAGUUUUCAGGACAAAUUGCAUAGACUCACUUGACAGAACAAAUGUUGUUCAAAGUCUGCUGGCAAGGAGAAGUCUUCAAGCACAGUGUGAGCGAUAUGAGAUUCUAAGCCCAGGAGAGAGAAUAGAGAGUUUCACAGGAAUGGAACAAGUAUUCAAGAAUGUCUGGGCAGAUAAUGCCGAUGCAUGUUCUGUGCAGUAUGCUGGAACAGGAGCUCUCAAAACAGAUUUUACAAGGACAGGAAAGCGUUCAGCACUUGGAGUGUUAAAGGAUGGUUUUAAUUCAGCUGUGCGAUAUUACAAGAACAAUUUUGCCGAUGGAUUUAGACAAGACUCAAUUGACUUGUUUCUUGGAAACUAUGUGGUAGACCCCAAUGAAGGAAUAUCCAAGCCAUCGCCUCUAGAAACUCACAGAGAUUGGAGGUUUAUGGCUCUUCCCAUGAUACUUUUGCUAGGAUUCUCCAUGUUUGUAAUCAGUGUUUUAAUUCCAUCAA